UGACUUUGUAAAUUAGUUUUGUGAAAAUGUCAAACUUUUUGUAUAAAAUUUAAAGGGUAGCAAGUAUCUUAGAAGUAAUAGGUGUAUGUGUCAAGAAGUACUUUUUCUAAUGGAAACUAUAAAUUUGUUCCUGGAACAAUUAUAAAGUAUUUUUAAUGUCAUCUAAAAAUGAUAAAAUAGUGCACAAUUUUUUAUAUUAUAUUCUUGUACAAAUUAAUGUUUCUUAGAUAAAAUUCAUAGUUACUUGGAAGGAUUUCGGGUAAAAAGUUUUCCGAGAGUUUUUGAACGUCCCUCGUUCAUCGUUAUACACGGUGUCCAGUGCAGUAUCGCUAACAUCACUAUACCACGGUUCGUAGUUGACCGUUGUAUGCGGAAAUGAAAACAUCUGUCAGGACAAAAAUGUUGUUACAAGUGUUAACGCUCGGAUAUUUCGCAGCAGGAGUGUUCGGAGCCGAUGAUUUUGAUAAGAUUGUCGACGACUUCUGGCAAUGGAGGUUGAUGAACAACCCAGAAUUUGCUUCAAACAUUGGUGACAGUAGGUACACGGACAAAGUUGAAGAUUAUAGUCUGGAAGCAAUAGAGAAUAGAAAGACGGACAUUGACAAUUUUUUGCAACGUCUGAGUAGUGUAAACAAAAACAGUUUGUCGUCUGCUGAGCACGUAACCUUUGAAGUCUUGAAGGGCACUAUUCAAACAUGGGCGGAUGGAUACAAAUGGAGAUUUUAUGGACCAAUGAAUCCAGUGAGCAUUUUGGAAGGCAUACAGACAAACUACGGCUCCCGGGCAGAACAAGUCAAGUUUGAACGGGAGGAGGACUUUAAAAUGUUUGCUCAAAGAAUAUUUAACUAUGGAGAACAGAUUGACCAGAUAAUUGUGAGAAUGAAGAAAGCUAUAGAGAUGGGAACUACGUAUCACCGAGCUUCUAUCGAGAAAGUCCCUUCGCAAUUAAACGAGAUUUACACUUUAUAUAUGUCUAACAGAACAGCAUUUCCAAUGUUUAAACCCUUCCAAGACAGGCUGGACGUUGUUUUGACAAACGUAACUACGACUUCAAAUAUACGAAAAGUUGCUGAUGACAAUAUUAAAGUUCUUCUGAACCAGAUUAAGAAAAUGGCGGAUUUUAUAACAAAUACGUACAUGCUCAAUACACGAUCGACAUUUGGUGUUGAAGGUUUCCCACAAGGCUUGGAUUACUACAAGGCCUGUUUAAAGUGGCAACUCUCUGUUGAUAUGACUCCUGAUGAAAUUCACGAGAAAGGAAUAAGUGAGGUCAACAGGGUCAACCGUGAAAUACAAAAUAUUGUGAGAAGAGCAAACUUCAACGGUACUGUACGGGAGUAUAAUGAUUAUUUGAGACAAAAUGAAAGUUUAUUUAUAUCUAACGGGGAUGAAGCAUUACAGAAAUUUAAGGAUAUUUACCAAACUAUGAUCGUACCCGAGUUACAUAAACUAUUUGAUGAUAUACCAGACUCACCAUUACAAAUUGAGAAGAUGCCAUACAAUGGACCAGCCGGUAUCUACAAGAACGCUGCCCCUGAUGGUUCGAGACCAGGUGUUUUCCUAGCUAACGUUCAUUCGAAGGUACCAAAAUUUGACAUGAAGGCAUUGCUUCUUCACGAGUCAGAUCCGGGACAUCAUCUCCAAGAUUCCUACGCCCAAGCUUCCAAUAAUAUACCACUGUUCCGGAAAGUUACAGAUUUCUCUAAAUACUUCGCUGUUCCCCUCCACUUCCCGUUCUACACAGGCUAUUCUGAGGGAUGGGGUCUUUAUUCGGAAGAUUUGGGAGAGGAAAUGGACAUGUAUAAAAAUGACCUUGAAAGGUAUGGUAAAUAUGGUUUAGAAAUAUUUCGGGCUGCUCGACUUGUUGUGGAUACAGGAAUACAUGCUAAAAGCUGGACACGUGACCAUGCUAUUGAAUACAUGAAAAAUUACACAGCGUUCGCACCGGAAAUGAUUGCGCGGGAAAUCGACCGUUACUCAACAUGGCCAGCUCAGGCGACAACUUACAUGAUUGGAAAAAUUAAGAUACAAGAGCUGAGAGAAAAAGCUGAAGAUAGCCUAUGUAAUUUAUUUGACAUAAAAGCGUUCCAUAGUAUUAUAAUAGGAAAUGGAGCCAUGCCGCUAAGCGUUUUAGAGAAUGAAGUUGAUAAGUGGAUUGAGAAACAAACGAAUGAAAACAUAGAUCGUUGUGGGCAAAUAGCUGGGGUGGAACAGAUCCACAAUACACAAAUUGUCGUCGUUAUAUUCUGCAGUAUUAUUGCUCUUGUUUGCUGAUUGUUAACAUUAAACAUCUGCUUUAGCAUUGUAUUAUAUGUUACAAGGGGUCAGACCAAAACACGAGUUUUCCAAAGCUUUAAAGUAAAUUAUAUUUUUAUAAGAUUUUUACUCACAUAUAUACAUGUAUAUAUAUAUAUAUAUAUCAUUAGUUAUAAAGAUUGUUGACAGGUUAUGUCCAUAUAUCCUGUCAACAAUCUUUAUAACGAAUUUAUAAUACAGCUCGCAUCAUUUUUUAGAGAAAAAAGUAAGAUUUCUUAAUGAAUCGACAUUUAACUAUAUAAACGUCACGAUUAUCCAAUGAAAAGCGACAUUAGAAACGUGCAGUGAGCUCUUGGUGCCAUUCUCUGCAAAAAUGAAUGACUGCUAAUCGGAACACUUCGAUGAUUAUUCAUAAUAAUCCCAGGCUUAUUUCAGAUUUAAAAACAGUUCUACUCGUGACAUCAUAAAUAUGCCGAAUGUGUAUACAUUUGACACCAGGGGAAAAUAAAGUAUACUUUGAUAAAAAUUACGAUUGAAAAAUGUCUGACAAUUAUAAUCAAUAUAAAAAAGACAAUUGAUGUAAUAUAUUAUUAUGACCAAAUCCGAAAUUAAGUCAAGAAACAAACACUUGUGCUUCCGGUUUCUUUAAGCAUUAUGAUAAGUUUUAUAAAUAAUGCACUGUUUACUGACUUUUACGUGAUGUAAUGGAAUAAUCUAAGACUUUAACUCCCAGCAUUUAAUCAAUAUUUGUUUACAUGUUUAAUGUUUGUAGCACUAUUUUGCUUUUAUGGAAUAAAUGCAUUUCAAAAAUACAAAAA
Ruditapes philippinarum (Manila clam) is the source of this 3074-nucleotide messenger RNA. RefSeq lists its product as uncharacterized. NCBI's taxonomy places the organism in Eukaryota, Metazoa, Mollusca, Bivalvia, Venerida, Veneridae. The record is from RefSeq and is a predicted model, not a curated record. The coding region runs from base 376 to 2274 and encodes 632 amino acids. The transcript has 16 exons.